CGCCGACGUCGUCGCACUCGAGCGAGAUGGUGAUCAAGGUGGGCGACACCUUCCCCGCGGUCCAGCUGGACAAGGACUUCCCCCCCGACUUCAAGGUCGACAUGACGUCGCGCCUGGCGGGAAAGAAGACGAUCGUCGUCGGCCUCCCCGGCGCGUUCACUCCCACCUGAUCCACGUGCCAGGUCCCGGGCUACCUCGCGGGGCAAGACGCGCUCAAGGCGGCCGGGAUCGACGAAGUUUUGGUGUACUGCGUCAACGACGCGGCGGUGAUGUCCGCGUGGGCGGAUCACAUGAAGAUCGCGGGAAGCAACCUCACGUUCCUGUGCGAUCCUCGCCUCGAGCUCACGAAAGCGCUCGGGCUCGAGCUUAAUCACCCGGGGCCGAUGUCCAAGCUCGGGAACACGCGCUGCAAGCGCUUCGCCGCGUACGUCGUCGACGGCGUCGUGAAACACAUCGAGGUCAGCGAGGCGGAGGACGACCCCGCGGGCGACGAUCGCCCGGAGGCGUCGUGCAUCGACAACAUGCUCGCGAAGAUCGCGGCGCUCUAAUCGCGUCCCUCGAUGAUUAAUUCAUUCAUCCGGGGGGACAGCAUUAGAAUUCAUUCCUUCGUCGAGCAGCCCGGACGAGCGACGAAACUUCCCGCGACCGGGCGUUAACCACCCGCGGCGUUAUGACGCCUCACGGAAGAAGGGACGAUACUCCCAUCCGUGAGCGCCGACAACUCGCCGCGGGGGUCGACGACGUGCCCGGCCGCUAGGACGCUUCACCGCGCUCGGUAGAAUACGCGACGCUUUUUACGACUGGACGCGACGCGUCUUUGCGCGUUUGUGUAAUACAAGUACGAAAACGUCGAACGUCGUC
Micromonas pusilla CCMP1545 is the source of this 861-nucleotide messenger RNA. RefSeq names its product peroxiredoxin, bacteria-like protein (gene PRDX). Gene Ontology annotation, cellular component: cytoplasm. Gene Ontology annotation, molecular function: thioredoxin peroxidase activity. Gene Ontology annotation, biological process: cellular response to oxidative stress; hydrogen peroxide catabolic process; cell redox homeostasis. The record is from RefSeq and is a predicted model, not a curated record. Lineage: Eukaryota; Viridiplantae; Chlorophyta; Mamiellophyceae; Mamiellales; Mamiellaceae. The transcript has a single exon.